Messenger RNA from Zingiber officinale, 1651 nucleotides. Its product is annotated as probable receptor-like protein kinase At2g47060. The record is from RefSeq and is a predicted model, not a curated record. The transcript is spliced from 9 exons. Gene Ontology annotation, molecular function: protein kinase activity; ATP binding. Bases 499 to 1557 code for a protein of 352 amino acids. NCBI's taxonomy places the organism in Eukaryota, Viridiplantae, Streptophyta, Magnoliopsida, Zingiberales, Zingiberaceae. Gene Ontology annotation, biological process: protein phosphorylation.
ACCGCGGAGCAGUUAUAACGUGAGGCGACUUUGCAAAAUGAAAUUAGGGAGGUGACUAGAAGGAGCAGGUGACUGGAACGCAGAAGCCGCCGCUUCCAGUCUUCUAUUGACCAUUUUGCUGCCGGAGGUGUCUCCUCCAGUCCUCCUCCGCCGUCUGCAUCUAGCGCGCUUCCAUAUACCUCCCCGCUUGUCCGCCAGAUUGCUUCCUAAUGGUGAAGAAAAAGGAGAAUGCCGUAACAGACAUUUUCCAAACAGCAGAUGCUAAGCAAGAUUGAGAAAGACGAAAAGCACUCUACCCUUUCAAAUCUAAUAAACAUCCUUGCAGUUUUUAUUUUUAUUUUUGUAAUUUUCCUUUUUUUAAAAAAAAGAGAGGAAUUUGAUGAGUAUUUCCCUUAGACGCUUAUGUCUGUUCAUGACAUGCAAGCUUUCGAGUGAAGUGCCAGUUGUCCACUGUGAUCAAACUUUGUAUAGAGGCAGCCACUUCAAAUUAAAGGGACCAUGUGCUUGAUUAUAAAAAAUAUUGGCCCUCGGCGUCGAACUCCUCAUAAACUGACAACAAAAGGAAAAGGAGACAGUGAUGUAGAUCAUCCUUCACUGUUGCUUUCAGACAAUAGAAUUCAAGCAAAACCUAUUAGACUCCUACCGAUUGAGGUUCCUGCCAUUCCCACAGAUGAUAUAAAGGUCAUUAUGCAAAAAUUGGGCAAUGUAACUUCUGAUGGAUCGAGUUUAUACACAAGAGUUUACUGUGAUACAUUAAGAAAUGGGCAAAAAUCUGCCAUAAAAAUGUUAGAUGAUUCUGGGAAAACAGAUCAAGAAUUUCUCACACAGGUAGCAAUGACAGAAAGCUUGCAGCAUGAAAAUAUAGUGAAACUGCUUGGUUAUGGUUUUUUUGGGAAUACCCGGUUCCUUGCUUACGAAUUUGCUGACAUGGGAUCCCUUCAUGAUAUCUUGCAUGGAAAAAAAGGCGUCGAAGGGGCAUCCCCAGGUCCCCUAUUGUCAUGGUCUCAAAGAGUUAAAAUUGCUCUAAGGGCUGCAAAAGGACUUGAAUACUUACAUGAGAAAGCAAAAUCUCCAGCUAUCCAUUGUGCAGUCAAAUCCAGCAAUAUACUUUUAUUUAGUGGUGAUGUUGUGAAAUUAGGGGAGUUUAAUCUCUCCAUUAAGGCUCCUGGCACAGGAUUGAGUCUUUGGUCUGCCCAGCCUCUUGGAAAUUUUGUUUAUCAAGCUCCUGAGUUUGUUGCCAUUGGACAGCUAACUUCCAAGAGUGAUGUUUACAGCUUUGGCGUUGUUCUUUUAGAGCUUUUGACUGGUCGUAAGCCCCUCGAUCGGAGUAGACCACAUCAAGAGCAGAGUCUUGUGGUAUGGACAGCAGAUAAGCUAACUUACGAUAAGGUGGGAGAAAUUGUAGAUAACAGGCUAAGAGGAAAAUACCCUCCCAAGUCAGUGGCAUGGAUGGCCACCAUCGCUAGUGCGUGUUUGCAAUUCGACCAAGAUCAUCGCCCAGAGAUGAGUCAUGUUGUCAAGGCACUAAGGAGAAAUGAAUCCUUGAUGUGUUCAUAGAUGCUGAAGCACGAUGGAAUGUUUCCUUAAUGCAGAAUGUAGAUGAUAUACUCAGAAUUUGAACUGCGCUAAGUAUUUGAUGUAAGUUUCUUUA